ACUUAAAUCUACACGCCACCGCUGGCUGUUUUUUUUUACUUUCAUUUUAUAACGAGGCUACCAAAACAAUGGAAACAACUCAAAAGCUCCCAAAGUUUUUUGCCACAUGGAGUAAUUCCUCGAACAUUUUAAACUGUAUUAUUGAAAGUAAAUGGAUACAAAGUUCCAUGGAUGUUGUUAUGGAAACAGACCAUAUAAUUGUUAGUGAUGGUGAGAGUGUGUGCAAGAUAGAACUACCAGGUGUAACUUUACUACCUGACACAUGUAGGGGUUUGAAACUAGUCAGUGCCACAGAGCUACACUUCAGCAUUAAAGGUCAGUUAUUACAAGGAGACGAAUUGUUACAGAUGAAAGUAAAGAAAUGUUCCUUACAAAAUGAGACGGUUGAAACCAUCCAGAAACUACAGAAUAAAUGGUUCUGUGCUGUUUGUAAACAGAAAUUACUUACGGAUAGAAGUAUAUUAAGACGAGUUUUACCAUUGCCGUCAGAAAACUGGUCCGACUUGGCGGACAUGUGGUUUUGUCAUAACCAUGGUAACGAGGACCAGCCAGCCCAGAAACAAGGGAGAUUACUACCAAAAGAAAAUGAAUGUUUUGUUGGAGAGACAUUUGUCCUUGUUGCUAGGAAACAUGUAAAUAGUGCCGAUGUCAAGAUCACAAAAACUGGGGCUGUUAUAUGUAAACGUUGUGGUAGACAGCUUGGAGAAGUAAUGGAGAGUCACAAUGGUACAUCAUUUCAAGAUGGUGUCAUCAAAUUUUUCCUUCAUACAUUACUGAUGAAAGAUCUUCGUUUUGCUGACCUGAUAAAACAAGACUCAAGUAUAAGCAACAGAGUGGAUUUGGACCGAUUUUUCAGCGGAUUACUGCAGGAGCAGAGUGAAAUGUACGCGAGCUUCCGGUUUAUAAUUGAAUCAAGAAGUGACACGGUAACGGAGAAUUCAGAGUCCGGUGUUUCAACAUGUUUGCUGUGGAUGUUAGAUUCCAAUGUGCAGAUGUACAGGUCAAGGUCGGGGUCAAUGUUAAAGUUUGAUGGAAAUUUACAAGUCGCGAAGACUAGUGUUAUUAAAGUAUUGUUUAAAUGUCAGCUCUGUGGGUCCAAUGCUAAAAGACCACCAGAUCAUGUGACUAAAUCAUUGAUAUCAUUAUGGAGAAAGGACAACACUGUUCAUUGUUUCCAGCUACCACAUCCUGUCUUCUUACAGUUGAUACAUCUUCUAGUGCAGAAUUGUAAAACACUUCCCUGUUCACAGAGGUACCUGAACGGUUUUCAUAUGAGUUUCAUAGGGAACAGUGAAUCAAGCAGCUGACAUUUGACAUUUUAACAGAAUGGUAUAGCUUUAUAUAUGAUAUACAAAUAUUCGUUGAAUGUAGAAAUCUCAACAAACAUUUUGUGUUCAUUACAGGUGCAAUAUUUAUCGCGUUUGGAUAUGAUUUUAUCUAUUAACUUUAAAUGUUUUUGAAAGUGUGUCAUGUUUUACAUCAAUAAAGACAUGUUAUCUUA
Molecule: messenger RNA, 1501 nt
Organism: Ruditapes philippinarum (Manila clam)
Lineage: Eukaryota; Metazoa; Mollusca; Bivalvia; Venerida; Veneridae
Product: E3 ubiquitin-protein ligase E3D-like
Exons: 9
Coding region: 69-1307 (412 amino acids)
Biological process (GO): proteasome-mediated ubiquitin-dependent protein catabolic process; protein polyubiquitination; protein monoubiquitination
Cellular component (GO): ubiquitin ligase complex; cytosol; nucleus
Molecular function (GO): cyclin binding; ubiquitin conjugating enzyme binding; ubiquitin protein ligase activity
Source: RefSeq, a predicted model, not a curated record